This is a messenger RNA of Oncorhynchus kisutch (coho salmon), 1422 nucleotides long. Its product is annotated as spidroin-2-like. Gene Ontology annotation, biological process: leukocyte tethering or rolling. Gene Ontology annotation, cellular component: plasma membrane. NCBI's taxonomy places the organism in Eukaryota, Metazoa, Chordata, Actinopteri, Salmoniformes, Salmonidae. Bases 1 to 1422 code for a protein of 473 amino acids. The transcript has a single exon. The record is from RefSeq and is a predicted model, not a curated record.
AUGGGUCGGAUAACACAAGAACCAGGAGAUAUGGGUCGGAUAACACAAGGACCAGGAUAUAUGGGUCGGAUAACACAAGGACCAGGAGAUAUGGGUCGGAUAACACAGGAACCAGGAGAUAUGGGACGGAUAACACAAGGACCAGGAGAUAUGGGUCGGUUAACACAAGGACCAGGAGAUAUGGGUCGGUUAACACAACGACCAGGAGAUAUGGGUCGGAUAACACAGGAACCAGGAGAUAUGGGUCGGAUAACACAAGGUCCAGGAGAUAUGGGUUGGAUAACACAAGGACCAGGAGAUAUGGGUCGGAUAACACAAGAACCAGGAGAUAUGGGUCGGAUAACACAAGGACCAGGAUAUAUGGGUCGGAUAACACAAGGACCAGGAUAUAUGGGUCGGAUAACACAAGGACCAGGAGAUAUGGGUCGGAUAACACAGGAACCAGGAGAUACGGGUCGGAUAACACAAGGACCAGGAGAUAUGGGUCGGUUAACACAAGGACCAGGAGAUAUGGGUCGGUUAACACAAGGACCAGGAGAUAUGGGUCGGUUAACACAGGAACCAGGAGAUACGGGUCGGAUAACACAAGGACCAGGAGAUAUGGGUCAGUUAACACAAGAACCAGGAGAUAUGGGUCAGAUAACACAAGGACCAGGAGAUAUGGGUCGGUUAACACAACGACCAGGAGAUAUGGGCUGGGUAACACAACGACCAGGAGAUAUGGGUCGGUUAACACAACGACCAGGACAUAUGGGUCGGAUAACACAAGAACCAGGAGAUAUGGGUCGGAUAACACAAGGACCAGGAUAUAUGGGUCGGAUAACACAAGGACCAGGAGAUAUGAGUCGGAUAACACAGGAACCAGGAGAUAUGGGUCGGAUAACACAAGGUCCAGGAGAUAUGGGUCGGUUAACACAAGGACCAGGAGAUAUGGGUCGGAUAACACAAGGACCAGGAUAUAUGGGUCGGAUAACACAAGGACCAGGAGAUAUGGGUCGGAUAACACAGGAACCAGGAGAUAUGGGUCGGAUAACACAAGGUCCAGGAGAUAUGGGUUGGAUAACACAAGGACCAGGAGAUAUGGGUCGGAUAACACAAGGUCCAGGAGAUAUGGGUCGGAUAACACAAGAACCAGGAGAUAUGGGUCGGAUAACACAAGGACCAGGAUAUAUGGGUCGGAUAACACAAGGACCAGGAUAUAUGGGUCGGAUAACACAAGGACCAGGAGAUAUGGGUCGGAUAACACAGGGACCGGGAGAUAUGGGUCGGAUAACACAAGGACCGGGAGAUAUGGGUCGGAUAACACAAGGACCAGGAGAUAUGGGUCGGAUAACACAAGGACCAGGAGAUAUGGGUCGGAUAACACAAGGACCAGGAGAUAUGGGUCGGAUAACACAACGACAGGAGAUAUGGGUCGGAUAA